Molecule: messenger RNA, 471 nt
Organism: Striga asiatica
Lineage: Eukaryota; Viridiplantae; Streptophyta; Magnoliopsida; Lamiales; Orobanchaceae
Source: the annotation of a GenBank genome assembly
AUGAAGAAAAAAUGUGAGCUGUGCAAAAACAUAGCAAGCAUGUACUGCAAUUCGGAUCGAGCUAGCCUGUGCUGGGACUGCGACUCUCAUGUCCACAUGGCGAACUUCCUCGUGGCCAAGCAUAUCAGGACCCUCCUCUGCCGGGCCUGCCAGUCCCCAACCUCAUGGACUGGGUCGGGCCCAAAGCUAGGCCCAACUAUUUCCUUGUGCGACAAAUGCAUACGCUGUGGCAAGGAGAAAACGGAUGAUGAUGAUGAUGAUAAUGAUUAUGAUGAUGACAAUGAUGAUGAUGAAAUUGAUGAUGAUGAUGAUGAUGGUGAGAAUCAAGUGGUGCCUUUGUCACCGCCAUAUUUGGCCUCCACCUCGUCAAAAGAGAGUUCGAGCAGAGGAGACGGGUUUUCGGGUUCGGGUUCGGGUUUCGGGUUUCCGGGCUUGGGUUUCGGAUUUUCCGGAGCUAGAACUGACGGUUGA